Molecule: messenger RNA, 950 nt
Organism: Anneissia japonica
Lineage: Eukaryota; Metazoa; Echinodermata; Crinoidea; Comatulida; Comatulidae
Product: HCLS1-associated protein X-1-like
Exons: 6
Coding region: 86-898 (270 amino acids)
Biological process (GO): negative regulation of apoptotic process; regulation of actin filament polymerization
Cellular component (GO): mitochondrion; clathrin-coated vesicle; sarcoplasmic reticulum
Source: RefSeq, a predicted model, not a curated record
GUAUUAUGCCACAAGAGGGCGCAAAUCAAAUGAACGAAUGAUGCAAUGUUUACCAUAAGUUAGGAUCGGUUGGUUGGUUCAAAAAAUGAAUUUUAACGACUUGUUUCGGUCAAUAUUUGGGUUUCCAAGUAGAUCCCAUUAUUAUGAUACAAGAGAUGAUGGCAACAUCACAAAUAGAUGUUGGGAUGAUGAAGAUGGACAGUUUGGGGACAUUCAUGAUCAGUUCUUCAGGGAAACCCAGGAAAUGUUUAGUCACUUUCAAGAGAUGUUUAGUAAUUUUGGUAUCGCAGAGUUCCCACAAAUAGGUUUUCCUGAAGUAGAAAAUGAUCGGUCAUUUCAAAAGGCAAAAUCACCAAGAGAAGAUAUGCUGAAGUCAGAUGGAGACUCACAAAGCAUCAGAAGACAAAAAGAGAAUGCCAGAUCAAGUGAGAAUGAAAAGAAAUUAGACUGGUUCUCGGCUCCUAAUCACAGACCCUUUUUAGGUGAUAUUUUCAAGAUUCCGGAGUUUGAUUUUAAUCCACACUCGAAUCAAACAAAAAGAGAAGAUUCCGAUCUGGACAGUCACAUAGAUUCAUCAAAUAUAGAUCUCAUUCUCCCAAAAGAACGUGAUGAGAUUAGAAGUAGUCCCAGUAGAAAAUCAGUGUUCCGUAGUGUAUCAAUCAGAACAAUCAGACUCCCAGAUGGGACUGUUGAAACACAGCGCACAGAGAAAGACUCGGAUGGUAAUGUGAAAACCACCAUUACAAAGACCGACCAAGACGGACAACCAGCAAUCAUCACAAAAAAUGAUGAGGAUAUUCGACCAUUUAUUCGUAGAGAAGACAAGAAUAAAGAAAUAACGCCACUGAAAGACAACCACAAGGAGUCCAUAUUUAAAAAGUUGUUUGGAUCCUGGUAGCAUUAUUGUCAAUUACGUACUACAGUAUUUAUAUUAAAUUAUUAAAUGAUAA